UUGACAGUUCUAUAUUUUAGCCAUUUGGCAUAUUGCGUGCGUUUCUAAACUCGGCUAUUCAAAAGAAUAAUUAAUUCAAUAAUAGGGAAAGUAAUUCAAUUGUAAUGGUUACACAAGAAUUUCAAGCUGUGGUCCUAGCGGCUGGACGUGGUACACGUCUGCCUGAAGUGCUGGCAGAUUCGCCAAAAUGUUUGUUGCCGAUUGGCCCAUACCCAUUGCUAUGGUAUCCAUUGAAUAUGCUACAACAACAUAACUUUCAAGAUGCAAUUGUUGUGGUUUUGGAAAAUGAGCGUUCGGAGAUACAACAAGCGAUAGAAAGAACACCACUCAAAAUUAAAAUAGAUUUUGUAGCUAUCGAUAGUGACAGUGAUUUUGGCACCGCCGAUAGCUUGCGGAUAAUACAUGAUAAAAUUAAGUCUGAUUUUUUGGUAUUAUCCUGCGAUAUUGUCUCAAAUGUUAGUUUGUAUCCCCUAAUAAACAAAUUUCGGCAACACGAUGCAGCCUUGACUGCCUUACUAUUCAAAAGCGGAUUUGAGUCAGAUGUAACAUUGCCCGGACCGAAAACAAAGCAUAAACCUGAACGUGAUCUUAUAGGUAUUCAUCCUGAUUCUAACCGUUUGCUAUUUCUUGCUUCAACAAGCGAUUUUGAAGAAGUAAUGAGUGUAAACGCUCAUUUGUUGCGUAAGAAUGGAAAAAUUACUAUAUUCUCUAGAUUGGUUGAUUCUCAUAUAUAUGUUAUGAAAAAAUGGACUAUCGACUUUCUGCUGAAGAAAGAAAACUUUUCAACACUUAAAGGAGAAUUUUUACCAUAUCUUAUUAAAAAACAAAUGUCUAAAAAGUCGGGAAGCUCAGCUGCACCUCCAGAUAUGCACUCGGAAGUGGGGGUUAACAUAAAAUUAGAAAAUGAUAUAUUUCAUUAUGCUUCGAACACACAACUUGAACAACGCAUACAGAAAGCUACACUCUUUAAUGAUUCUCGCAUCAAGGAACCAUACAAUGGUGAUUUAAUUCGCUGUUAUGCUGUUGUGGCACCUAAAGAAAGUCUUGGUGUGCGUGUGAACACUACGCUAAGCUUUUUUGCCAUUAAUCAAAAGAUUUCCAAUAUUUGGCCAAAAAUUUUCAACGAUCAGGAACACGCACUAAUUUCAUCAAAUGCCGUCAUAAACUCAACUCAAACAAAGGAAAUCGCAGUUGGAGAUAGUGCAAAGUUGUCAGAGAAAACAUCACUUAACUUCAGUGUGUUUGGUGCUAAUUGCACCAUCAACCCAAAAAAUAUUGUUAACAAAUCUAUAAUAAUGACAAGUGCUAUUAUUGAAGAAGGUUGUAAUAUCGAUAAUUGCAUUGUUGGGAGCAGAGCAGUGGUUAAACGAGGUUGUGUAUUGAAAAACUGUUUAAUUGGACCAAGUUACGCAGUAGAAGAGGGCACGAAGAGGGAGAAUCAACAUUUAACAAAUGCUGAUGGAUUUAUGGAGAUUGAUAUACAAUAAAAAUUGAGAUUUUCUAUAUAAUGUAUAUGUUUUUUAUUCAAGUUUAAUUUACGAGGACUUGAAGGAGUGCAGUAUAAAUUCGUUUUGGGGAAAAUUCCAUCAAACGUACAGACUAAUAUACAUACAUAUAUGCAAGAAAAUUAAAUAAAAAUCUAUGUUUGAAAAUAUUCCUGA
This is a messenger RNA of Zeugodacus cucurbitae (melon fly), 1661 nucleotides long. It is a transcript of the gene eIF2Bgamma, whose product is annotated as translation initiation factor eIF-2B subunit gamma. Bases 105 to 1487 code for a protein of 460 amino acids. Gene Ontology annotation, biological process: biosynthetic process; cytoplasmic translational initiation. Gene Ontology annotation, molecular function: translation initiation factor activity; guanyl-nucleotide exchange factor activity. The transcript is spliced from 7 exons. Gene Ontology annotation, cellular component: guanyl-nucleotide exchange factor complex; eukaryotic translation initiation factor 2B complex. The record is from RefSeq and is a predicted model, not a curated record. Lineage: Eukaryota; Metazoa; Arthropoda; Insecta; Diptera; Tephritidae.